CAAAAGACACCACAUAACAUUAUCUCUACCAAAGAAAGAAAAACUGAAAAUAAACCCCACCAUUCAAAAACCAAAACCAAACCAAAACACCCUUCAGAUUUAGUCCUAUCUAUAUCUCCUCGAUCGAUCAUCCUUUCUCCUUCACCAACAACCACCAUGUCAAUGCUCCAAACCGAUGAUCAGAUCAAGCAACUCAACGACAUAUUCAACCGCUUCGACAUGGACUCCGACGGCAGCCUCACCCACCUGGAGCUCGCCGCGCUCCUCCGUGCCCUCGGCAUCAAGCCCACUGGGGACGAGCUCCACGGCCUCCUUUCCAACAUGGAUAACAACGGCAACGGCUACAUCGAGUUUGACGAGCUCGUCGCCGCCAUCAUGCCCGACAUGAACGAGGAUGUCCUCAUCAACCAGGAGCAGCUCCUAGAGGUUUUUCGAUCCUUCGACCGCGACGGUAAUGGAUACAUUACCGCCGCGGAGCUUGCAGGAUCGAUGGCCAAGAUGGGACACCCCCUCACGUACAAGGAGCUCGCUAGCAUGAUGGCACAGGCUGAUAGCAAUGGCGAUGGGGUUAUAAGCUUUAAUGAGUUUGCCACCAUCAUGGCCAAAUCUGCUGUUGAUUUCUUCGGCGUUAAGGUGCGAUAGAUCAUGUAUAAUAUAUUAAUUAGUCGAUCAAAAUCAUGGGUUUGAUUUGUAAAACCUUAAUUUCUCUCUUGAUUUGUUGUUCUUUGGGUUAUUGGAGUUAAGGGAGGAGAAGAAAGAGAAUUAAUCGUAUUGAAAUUAACCACUAAAGGGAAUUAACUGAAAACAAAAUUAUAAUUGAUGUCAUGUCUUUUGACUCGAAA
This is a messenger RNA of Lotus japonicus, 842 nucleotides long. Its product is annotated as probable calcium-binding protein CML15. The record is from RefSeq and is a predicted model, not a curated record. The transcript has a single exon. NCBI's taxonomy places the organism in Eukaryota, Viridiplantae, Streptophyta, Magnoliopsida, Fabales, Fabaceae. Gene Ontology annotation, molecular function: calcium ion binding; enzyme regulator activity. The coding region runs from base 157 to 642 and encodes 161 amino acids.